AUGUUGUCUAUCACCCGUCGCCACGCGGAUUUUGGGAAGGAGUUGUACGGCAAAUUAUCGACGCUCCCGGGAGAUUUUUAUGAGGCCUGUCGUAGUCACUUUGGAAUUACCCUGCACCAAGACACAUUCAUUGGAGUCCGUUCGUCACAGGUACGAGGUUUGUUUUUGUCUACCAGCAGUAAACCGCUGGAGGCCAAUAAACCAAUUGCCACUAUUCCGCUGACAAGUCUCUACACGGUUUCUAACAUUCAAAGUAAACCCAACACACUUCGUCACGUGACAUUAGAUGGUGUUCGUAAUGCCGUGCGAGAGGAGGAGUUUAAGGUGAUGUCACCUCAGUUUUAUCUGGGUCUUCAGUUCAGUGCCAUCAUCUCUAGUAUUCCCGACAUCACUCAUGCGCGGGACGCAGAGGAAGUGGAACGAAUUACUCAAAUUCUCCGUGGUGGAGCCAUGCCAUGGGCUAGGUUGAUUGAUGAUGAGGAUUUUAACGAGCAGUUUAUUUUUGGUAUGUACGGUAUGGCGCUGGAUAUGUGGCAACUAAAAAGCUACGAGGAAAUGACGAAGUUGUUUCAUCACAAUAUUACAGCCAUUCAUGAGAAAUUUCAGCCACCGUUUUCAGUAGACACUUUUAGACGCAUCGCACGUUUAGUUCUGGCGCGUGUGGAGCACAUGCCUCCACCGGACUAUUACGACGGUUCAGCCGUGUGGCGUCGUGUGCGUCACUACAUGCGCCAGUGGAUAAAAAAGCCAGACCCGUCAGAAGUGUGCAUGGUGCCACUGCUUGACCUGGUGAAUCAUUCUAAUCGACCCAACUGUGGCUUACGCGUGGGUCCGAGUUCUGUUGUGGGCGGCAAAGGUGCCAUAACACUUUAUUCCAUUGCCCGCAUCAACCCCGGCCAAGAGAUUUGCCGGCAUUACAACUUUGCCAUUAAUCGUCCCAAUGCCCUUUUCCGCUAUGGGUUUUUGCCGUUUGACUUGAUUUCCAUCGUGGAGCACGACGCCAUUGACGAGUACCUUGUCAAGAAUCAGCACAUGCUGCGAGAGGAGUCGGAGGAGGUGCGAAUGAAGCAGCAAAAAGAGAGGGAAGAGAUUCAGAAGCUGGGAAAGAUUUUCAACACGCACGCUCGGGAAGAUGAUCCAAUAAUGCAGUAA
Molecule: messenger RNA, 1152 nt
Organism: Trypanosoma cruzi
Lineage: Eukaryota; Euglenozoa; Kinetoplastea; Trypanosomatida; Trypanosomatidae
Exons: 1
Coding region: 1-1152 (383 amino acids)
Molecular function (GO): protein binding
Source: RefSeq, a predicted model, not a curated record